AACCGGACCGGUUGGGCCCGUCAUUUAGGCAGCUUAGACCGCGAAUGGUUGCUAGAGUUAACCCAAAAACCCAAGAGGAACGAGAAGGCGUUGAGCAAAGUUUGUUAGGCAGUAAAGAUGGUGAUUUGGAAGGCCCAGCAGGCGUCACGUCCGAGCAUUGUCGGUUUCCCAGCAAUGAACUAUGUCAACCGCCGCGAGAUAGGAAGCGAGACCAACGAGAAGCCGUUCAAUGCACGCCAGACGGGCAAAACGAUGACCAAGUAUGCCGGUUGGUGGUUGUCCUUCAUCCGUUACAUUUGGCGGACCCAUGAGUUGGAGACUGUUGAAGCACAGGAAACAGAGGCGGAUGAGGAAGAGGAUAGGGGUGAGGGAGAGAACAGGGGUGAGGGAGAGAACGGGGAGGGUGGAUCGAAGGGAGUUCGGGGACAGAGGCCGCCGUAUCGAUUGACAGCGAGCCAGAUCUUGUGGCUGUGGAAGAUCAAGCAAGUCGUAGGUGAGGACGAGGAAGAAGCCGAAGCCGAAGCCGAAAGCGAGCGCCAACCGAUCGAAGGCGGAGACAACAACUCGGAGAGUGAAGAGGAAAUGGACGAAGAGGAGGAGGCAUUGUUGGAGGGUCAUGUGUUGGGGCUUUUGCUGUCGUUGUUGGACCAUCAUUUAAAGGACAACGAGUACAAGAGUGCGUUCGUCAGCGCCACAGCAGUCAUGGGGGUAGACAGCGAUCGUGGGUGGAAGGACGCGUUGGCAUACACGCCCAUAAUUUCCGCCGUCGUUACCGUUGCAAAGAUGUUGGUGUUGUACAUGGCGGUGAAGACGCGUCAAGACCGCGUGGCCGAGCUGAUGGAGAAGGAGGGAUUCGCCCAGCAGGACGCCGAAGAGUUGGCUGUAAGCCAUUUUGAUUUGGUUCAGGAGAGCGCCAAUCGUUUCAUGACGCUGACUAGCUACGGCGGCACACCCAGCCCGAUGGAUUGGCUGUUGCGAUUGAGGACGUAUGGCAUGAAGAUUCGGUUCAACACCAACGUGGACGGCGUGAUCGAGUAGGUUAGGGACACAUUGUUGUACGGCCACAUUCGGUUCACAAUGCCCGGUUUGCGGUCGAUGAUCCACGGUUUGGUAGAGACGACACGGUUCGAAUUGCAAAAGCAGUUGAUGUUGCUAGACAUCAACGAGGAUGGUCGGUUAGCAGAAGGGGCCACGCCGUUGCCAGCCAUUGAUUGGGACAGCAUCGUCAACAACCCAGCCGAGAUGAAGGUUGGGUGGAAU
Boeremia exigua is the source of this 1260-nucleotide messenger RNA. RefSeq lists its product as uncharacterized. The record is from RefSeq and is a predicted model, not a curated record. Bases 118 to 1038 code for a protein of 306 amino acids. The transcript has a single exon. Lineage: Eukaryota; Fungi; Ascomycota; Dothideomycetes; Pleosporales; Didymellaceae.